Molecule: messenger RNA, 951 nt
Organism: Saprolegnia diclina VS20
Lineage: Eukaryota; Oomycota; Saprolegniomycetes; Saprolegniales; Saprolegniaceae
Exons: 2
Coding region: 1-951 (316 amino acids)
Biological process (GO): hemolysis in another organism
Source: RefSeq, a predicted model, not a curated record
AUGAAGUGCUUCUGCUGCUUUCGCGGCCCCAAGACGCCCAACAUUUCGUCGGACACACAAGCGUUGGAGAAGCUCCAAGCCGAGCUGCCCACGGUCGUCCUAGCAAAUGAAAGAAUUAAGCUCGGGUGCAGCAAGAGCGGAGCUCCAGCGCUGCGCAAGCUGGGCGAUGGCAUUCUCAUCUACGACCAGUACCUCGACGACGCAGCUACGCCUCGGGAAUUCUUCGACAAACUCCUCGGCUUCCUCGACCACUUCGUGCUCAAUUGCCCUCGCAACGGCGCUGUGCUCCUCGGUGCCAUCGUGACGCAGUCGCUCAACGCCCGCGACGGCUACGAAAAAGCGUCUCGGGAAGUCUACUACUGGUGCGUGGCAGCGCUACCACUCCUCGAGGCCUUUGAGGACGCACUGCAAAGCGGGCGCAUCAACGACGCUCAACUCCUCUUGCUCUCAGUCUACGAACACGGCACAACCAUCAUGCACACGGUCGCCUCCGCGCUCGCCAAGACGACCAAGCACUUGGAGCUGGCCAUGCAGAACGCCACGGACUUGAGCCGACGCAUGGCCUUUCAGGCGUCGACGCCCAACACCCGUUCGAUCGGGUGCGCAACAACGUCGAAUGACGAGUCCCUUCUGGCGUUUGGAGCGCCGCCGGCCGAUGCGGGGGCGCGCAUCACGACGUAUGGUCGACCGGCUGCAGUGGAUGAAAAGCUCUCCGAUCUGCUGCAAGUGCUUGCCAAACGAAUGGAGUUGAUGCUGAAGAGCAUUGAUUGUGGCUGGAAUCAACUGCAGCGAACGCACGUCAUCGAGACCCUUGACGACGAACGGCGGCAGCCAAAUUUACUCAAGUUUCUCGACCAGUCGACGAUGGACAAGUACUUGACAUCGGCGUCAGCGUUGCGGACAACCUGCAGCGACUUUAUGCGUCGUCAUGCGCAGCACCAAGCCGUCUAG